Rhododendron vialii is the source of this 945-nucleotide messenger RNA. RefSeq lists its product as uncharacterized. The record is from RefSeq and is a predicted model, not a curated record. NCBI's taxonomy places the organism in Eukaryota, Viridiplantae, Streptophyta, Magnoliopsida, Ericales, Ericaceae. The coding region runs from base 92 to 703 and encodes 203 amino acids. The transcript is spliced from 2 exons.
UUCGGUGAUGACGUGAAGCCAACAACUUCAUCAAAAUCGAAAGCGAGAGAGAGAGAGAGAGAGAGAGAGAGAGUUUGGGGAUUCUGAAAAAAUGGAGAAGAUAUUGGGGAUUGUGAUUAACAAGAAAGAGAGGACAAUGGCGGAUGCCUGGAUCGUCGAAGACUUGUCUUCGUGGGAGCUUGUCGACCCGUCCGACGACGACAACGAUGAAGACUACUCUUACGACGAACUCGACCUCUACGUGUUUGAAUCUCCGUCCUCCUCCGAUCUCUCCGCUCAAUCUCCGCCGCCUCCGCACGAUCUCGUCGAUCACGCCAACGAUCGCGAAGAUCGUGUGGAUUUGGCGAAAUGUGUUUCGAUUGACGAGAAGUGUGUGUAUACAGUUACGGAGGUACCUCCGAAUGUAAAAUCAUGGAUCCGUUCCCGUGUAUACAAGGACUAUGAUGAUGAAAAUGAUGAUGGUGGUGAUGGUGAUGAGGAGGAGGAGGAGAAGUUUGAUGAUUAUGGAGGUGAGUAUGAUUUGGACGAUGAAUUGGUGCCGAAGAAUGUGAUCGAUCGAUUUGGGAGGCAGAGGAUUCGGAAAUUGGGGAAGAGGGCUUUUUCAAAGAUGAACAAGGCCAAGAAGUUGCCUUACGCCUACAAUCGCCCAGGUUGCGUCUAUGGAAAGCACGGGCUGGGUUUGAAGCACAACCUCAUCAACUAGUGAGAUAUUGGGGUAAAUUAAAGCUAACCUUGAUCGAGUUUCGGUGAUUUGAUGGUGUGAAUAAGUCUGAUCUGGUUUAGGUCUGUAUAGCCAAGGGGAUUACGUAGUCGUAAAAUGGGGUUUUAUUUUUAAUGUUGAUUCUGGAGCUGUCUGAAUUUGGAUUUGGUUUGUUUAUAAAUUUUAUGCUUUCGAUUGGAAUAGUUGAUCUACUAAGGAUGAUUUUUUGACUUUGGCCGAAGAAA